AGAGACUAGAAAUUAGUUUCAUCCCAGUGUUGAGGAGGAGCCGCGCACUUGUCUGUACCUGCAGGAACUGUCCUAAAACUGUGGAAGACGAGAAGACAGAAAGUCAUGGACAGAGGAGGAGAUUUAAAAAGAAGCUAGCGCCUACAGUGAAGUAACCGUCAGAUAAAACGACUCAGUAAGAAGAGGAGUCCGGAGAGGAAGACAGGAUGGGGAUGGAUUUCAGCACUCUUCGGACCCUCAUCAGCAGAUAUUGUGCUGGUGAGGAGAACUGGGUGGACAGCAGGACCAUUUACAUUGGACAUAAGGAGCCUCCUCCUGGAACCGAGGCCUUCAUACAACAAAGAUUUCCAGACAACAGAAUAGUCUCCUCCAAGUACACAUUUUGGAACUUCAUCCCUAAGAAUAUGUUUGAGCAGUUCAGGAGAGUCGCCAACUUCUACUUUCUCAUCAUAUUUCUGGUCCAGUUGAUCAUCGACACUCCCACCAGUCCGAUCACUAGCGGGCUGCCGCUCUUCUUUGUCAUCACCGUCACCGCCAUUAAACAGGGUUAUGAGGACUGGUUGAGACACAAAGCAGACAACGCUGUCAACCAGUGUCCUGUCCACGUGGUGCAGCAUGGGAAAGUGGUCCGCAAACAAAGUCGCAAGCUCAGGGUCGGAGAUGUUGUCUUUGUGAAAGAAGAUGAAACUUUUCCGUGCGACCUCAUACUUCUCUCCACGUCUCGAGAUGACGGGACCUGCUACGUUACAACAGCCAGUCUGGAUGGGGAGAGCAGCCACAAGACCUAUUAUGCAGUUCAGGACACCAAAGCUUACAACACAGAGGAGGAGGUGGACUCCAUCCACGCCACAAUAGAGUGUGAACAACCACAGCCGGACCUGUACAAAUUUGUGGGUCGUGUCAACAUCUACAUGGACAAUGAGCCAGUGGCCAGGCCGUUAGGAUCCGAGAACCUGCUGCUCCGAGGAGCCACACUCAAGAACACUCCGUACAUCUAUGCGGUUGCCAUCUACACAGGCAUGGAAACCAAGAUGGCUCUCAACUACCAGUCCAAGUCUCAGAAACGGUCUGCAGUAGAAAAGUCGAUGAAUGCCUACCUGGUGGUCUACCUGUGCAUUCUUAUCAGCAAGGCCUUCAUCAACACCGUGCUGAAGUACGUGUGGCAGGCGGAUCCCAACAGAGACGAGCCGUGGUACAACGAGAGGACAGAAACGGAGAGACAGAGGCACAUCUUGAUCAGGGCGUUCACAGACUUCCUGGCCUUCAUGGUUCUUUUCAACUACAUCAUUCCCGUCUCCAUGUACGUCACCGUGGAGAUGCAGAAGUUCCUGGGCUCCUACUUCAUCAUGUGGGAUGAUGAAAUGUUCGAUGAGGAGCUGGGGGAGAGAGCCGUGGUCAACACGUCUGACCUGAAUGAGGAGCUGGGACAGGUGGAGUAUGUGUUUACAGACAAGACAGGGACUCUGACAGAGAACAAUAUGGAGUUUAUAGAGUGCUGUGUGGACGGACAUGUUUACGUGCCUCAUGCCAUCUGUAACGGACAGGUGAUGCCUGGAGCAGCCGGUAUGGACAUGAUCGAUACAUCGCCAGGUCCUGAUGCCAGGGAGCACGAGGAGCUGUUCUUCCGGGCGCUGUGUUUGUGCCACACGGUGCAGGUGAAGGAGGAGGAGACGGUGGACGGGAUCAAACACGGCAUCCACCAGGGCAAGUCCACUUCCUUCUACAUCUCCUCCUCUCCAGACGAGGUGGCGCUGGUGGAGGGAAUGAAGAGGCUCGGUUUCACCUACCUGAGACUGAAGGACAGUCACAUGGAGAUCUUGAAUAGAGAGGAUGAGAUUGAGAGGUUUGAGCUGCUGGAGGUUUUGACAUUUGACUCAGUCAGACGGAGGAUGAGCGUCAUUGUCAGGGCCAGCACUGGUGAGCUCUAUCUGUUCUGCAAAGGUGCAGACUCCUCCAUCUUCCCCAGGGUUAUCUCAGGCAAGGUGGAUCAGGUUAGAGCUCGGGUGGAGCACAACGCAGUGGAGGGUCUGAGGACACUUUGUGUUGCCUAUAGGCCUCUGAGCCCUGAACAGUACCAGGAGGUUUGCCACCUGCUGAACGGUGCCAAGUUGGCACUACAGGACCGGGACAAACGACUGGCGGAGGCCUAUGACCUCAUAGAGAAGGAUCUGAUACUACUAGGAGCCACUGCUGUGGAGGACAGGCUGCAGGAAAAAGCGGCGGACACCAUUGAGUCUCUGCACAAGGCCGGCAUGAAGGUGUGGGUGCUGACCGGAGAUAAGAUGGAGACGGCGGCUGCGACCUGCUAUGCCAGCAAGCUCUUCCGUCGCAACACCCAGAUCCUGGAGCUGACCACCAAACGCACCGAGGAGCAGAGCCUGCACGAUGUCCUGUUUGACCUGAGCCGCACCGUCCUGCGGCAGCACGGGGGCAUGACCAGGGACACUUUCUCUGGUUUAUCAGCUGACUGCACUGACUAUGGUCUGAUCAUCGACGGAGCCACCCUCUCUGCAGUGCUGAGGCCCGGCCAGGAGGACUCCAACUCAGGGAACUACAAAGAGAUCUUCCUAGAAAUCUGCCGCAACUGCAGCGCGGUGCUGUGUUGUCGAAUGGCGCCGCUCCAGAAAGCUCAGAUUGUGAAGCUGAUCAAAGCUUCCAAGGAGCACCCGAUCACACUGGCGAUUGGAGAUGGAGCUAAUGAUGUCAGCAUGAUCCUGGAGGCCCAUGUUGGCAUUGGUAUUAUGGGUAAGGAGGGUCGUCAGGCAGUGAGGAACAGUGACUACGCCAUCCCAAAGUUCAAACACCUCAAGAAGAUGCUGCUCGUCCACGGACACUAUUACUACAUACGCAUCUCUGAACUUGUGCAAUAUUUCUUCUAUAAGAAUGUAUGUUUCAUCUUCCCCCAGUUCCUCUACCAGUUCUUCUGUGGCUUCUCACAACAGCCUCUGUAUGAUACAGCCUACUUGACUCUGUACAACAUCAGCUUCACCUCGCUGCCCAUCCUGCUUUACAGUCUCAUAGAGCAGCACAUUAACAUGGACAUCCUGAAGAAGGACCCUACACUCUAUAGGGAUAUUGCUAAGAACUCUUUGCUGCGGUGGCCCAUCUUCAUAUAUUGGACCAUCCUGGGUGUGUACGACGCUAUCGUGAUGUUCUUUGGUGCUUACUUCCUGUUUGACAACACCACCUUCACCAGCAAUGGACAGCUAAUGACAACCAACACACAGAUGAUGUUUGGAAACUGGACGUUUGGGACUCUGGUCUUCACUGUGUUAGUCUUCACUGUGACGUUCAAGUUGGCUCUAGAUACUCAUUACUGGACUUGGAUCAACCAUUUUGUCAUCUGGGGCUCACUGAUAUUCUUUGUGGUCUUCUCUCUGCUGUGGGGAGGAAUCAUCUGGCCCUUCCUCAACUACCAGAGGAUGUACUAUGUGUUCAUGCAGAUGUUGUCCAGUGGCCCGGCCUGGCUCAGUAUAAUCCUUCUGAUAACGGCGAGUUUGUUGCCAGAUGUGGUAAAGAAGGUGAUCUGUAGGGCGCUGUGGCCGACAACUACUGAACGCAUACAGAACGCUGAUAAACUGUACAAGGGCCAGCUCUCCGAGUUCACCCCCCUGGCAUCUCUCCAUGCCCCAUCCAAGGCUGGCAGCCACCGGCGAGGCUCGGCCCACCAAAGGAACGCCCCAAACCCUCGAAGGUCUGAACCCUUUACCAAGAAAGUCAUGUUCACACGCUGGCAAAGAGCACCAGACUACUGCACCUUCACCCCGCUCCUCCGGUUCGCAGAUGGGUCCCGCCACCCAAGACAGGGACACGCUUACAGUGGGGCGGGGCCUGAGACCUCAGUCUAAUUUAUUUUUUGUUUGUUGUUUUUCUAUUCUUAUAUUCUGAUAUCAAAUACAAUGGCAUCAGUUUGGAGUUGAACUGAAGAAAAAGGAGUGAUUAUGAUAAAUUGGUCCAGAUGUGGAUCAGGUCACUGCUAUCAGAGCUGGGAAGUAAAGUCACCCAAAAGUAACUGAAUUUGUUCAUGUUACUGAGCUGGCGUAACCUUCAUAACUGCUCCCAGGUCAGCAGCCGAGUAUGGCACAAAGCACUGUGGGACGGCUCUGGGAAGGACUCCAUCCACAGGGCCUCGCUCACCGCCACAACGUGCAAAGGGCUCAGUGUACCGAUGUCACAAUGAAAUGAAAGUGAUUUCAUAAAGCACAUUAUGUCACACUAAAAAUAUGUGCACUGGCCCUUUAAAUCCAUCUGCCUCUGACAGCGGGCAGCUGAAGUGUACUUUUCUCUAAUUAGUAGGAUUUAUAUGACUUUUUAAAGACUGAUCAUGGUGUGUUGUGACUGGAAUUGUGCUGCUGCUGCUGCUGCUGCUGCUGCUGCUGCUGCUGCUGAUGAUGAUGAUGAUGAUGAAGAUAGUACAGGCACAGGCUUUCUCUGACCAAACAUUUUCUUUUCUUUAAUUCCUCUCUUUAUUUCCUUCUUUCCAUCUGUCUCUUCUGCCUCUUUAUAGGACUAACUGGUGUUGCCUGUGUGCAAACCUGUUAUCCCGAAAUACUCCGUAGGACUCUGGGGUCAGAUCCUACAGCAUUGUAAGGAGGGGUGUGGUAGAGAAGUGAAGCUUGAGUGUUUGAAAAGUGGAUCUGAGUCGGCCUUUUCUUCCUCUUUUAUUACUUAUUCUUUAUUCUGUCUUAAAGAAAAAAAGACCAACUUUAGCUCCACGUCCAACACUUUAGCUUUUAAACUCACCUGUAGGUAGUGUAGAGUGUGUGGGGGGGUAGGUGUGUGCAUCUGUGUGCUGAUAGCUAGUGGUCGUCUUAGUGUUUGUGCUGUAUUCAUCUCUGCAGGAUCUCCUUCUCUCUUAUUGUCUUUGAAGCACUUUAACUAUAGACAUUCAUCUUAUAUUUAUCUAUAAUGCUGAGAGACUAAUCUAAGUUUUUCUGCCUUGUUGAUUUAGUGAUAGAAUCCAGUAGAAAUGGCUGUGUGACGGCUUGCUAGCUGUUUCUUAAUGCCUUAAUGUCAGCUUGUAAAUACCACAGAGAUUAUGAACCAAAGAACCUGAAGAAAGAAAAACCUGACCUCCUCAAGGCAACAACUGAGCGAUAUAAUUAGAUGUGUGGUCCGUAAGUCAGUUGUCGAGUUUGGGGAGGUUUGAUUUUUGGUUGCAUAUCAUUUCAGCACCUUAAAAAUUUACAACCAAUCAUAACGCAAGGAUUCUAUCAAGUGCUCCAAACUACUUGAUGCCUUAAAUUAGUAGUUAAUAUUUCUGAGAUUUGCUCAUUGGUCAUAUAGACAUUUAUUCAGGAGAACACACAUAUAAUCAUAACUGUAACACUGUAAUAUACACUGAUGGACACACAACCUCUAUAUAACAGACAGCGCAGGAAAAAAAGUAUGAAAUGAAACAAAUAUCUAAUAAUUAAUUUAACUUAUUUCCAUUAUAUUUUAUUAACAUCA
This is a messenger RNA of Seriola dumerili (greater amberjack), 5451 nucleotides long. It is a transcript of the gene atp11a, whose product is annotated as ATPase phospholipid transporting 11A. Lineage: Eukaryota; Metazoa; Chordata; Actinopteri; Carangiformes; Carangidae. Bases 207 to 3848 code for a protein of 1213 amino acids. The record is from RefSeq and is a predicted model, not a curated record. Gene Ontology annotation, molecular function: ATP binding; ATP hydrolysis activity; magnesium ion binding. The transcript is spliced from 32 exons. Gene Ontology annotation, biological process: phospholipid translocation. Gene Ontology annotation, cellular component: plasma membrane; recycling endosome; trans-Golgi network.